AAGGUUGUUCGAGGCAAAACUAUGGAGGAAUGGUUGCGGUUUUCUGUAUGCUUUUGGCACACUUUCAGAGGAACAGGUAAAGAAGUAUAGGUUUACAUUUUUGAAGUGUGACAUAAAAUGGAAUCACUAUUAAAAUUUAAAAGAUGAUUUUAAAAAAAAAGACAUAUUUCCCUUUAGAAUCCUUUGCUUAUAAGCUCUAGAACUUUUAAGAUCACAAAAAGUGACAGUAAUGUUGUAUGUAAAUUAUAUAACUUUAAAAAAAUAAUUAAUUACAUGUUUAAUUUGCGGAUAGGUUGUUAAAUUGAUUUGGUUAAAAUUGAAAUUGUUUUUCUCAUGACUUCAUUAUUCAGGGUGUCAAGUUAAAAAAAAGUAACACUAAUUAUUUUCAGGUGCAGACCCCUUUGGAUUUCCUACUCUUGUCAGGCCAUGGGAUGAUGGAAGUAACAGCCUGGAGAAUGCUAAAAGAAGGCUAAGGGCCGGGUUUGAGUUUUUCACUAAAUUGGGUGUUAAAUAUUGGACAUUUCAUGACAGGUUUGUAUACUGUGGACUUAAAAGUCCCAAUGCCUUUUUUUUGUGCAUGUGUAAAAAUGAAAGCUAUAGACUGCUUUCCUUCAGUUAAGUCUAUUCUUGACUUUAUAAAUUCAUUUGUUUACAUUUUGUAGCUGUAUAUUAUUGUAGGGUGAUGAGAAGAAUGGGAUAUAAUACAAUGUUUUUUAUGCAGAGAUUAAUCCAGAUUGCUUUUUUAUUUCCCAAACUUCAAGGCCAGUACUGAGAUAACAUCAUGUAUAAUAUCAGUAUAAUAACCCAUUUUGCUACAUGUACCACGGAGAUAUAAUAAUCUACAAUUGCACUAAAAUUUUGAGAGUUUUUGGUACAGAUAAAGUAAUAUUAGCUCUUAACAAAGCAGAUCUAAUUGUUCUGAUUCACCAACAUUUUAAGUUUUAUGUUCAUGCUUUCAGGGAUAUUUCACCAGAAGGGGAAAACUUGGUGGAAUCAAAUAGAUAUUUGGAUGAGAUUGUAGAUCUUGCUGCGCAACUUCAACAAAAAACAGGUGUCAAAUUGCUAUGGGCAACCUGUAACUUGUUUGCUCAUCCCAGGUAAAUACAUCCUUGCCUUGCAAAGUUUAAGUUAACAAGUGUGGUGAAUUCUUAAUGUGCAUUCAGUCAAAAUGUUUUACAAUUUAAAAUAAGGAGAAUUUUUUUUUUAUAAAUUUGAGUUGCAAUUAAGAUACCUUUGCAGUUUACCUAACAAUAGUGUUAAUUAAAAAUGUUUGUUACCUUUGAGAUACAUGAAUGGUGCCAGUACCAACCCAGAUGCACAUGUUUUUGCCUAUGCAGCAGCACAAGUUAAAAAAGGGCUGGAUGUUGCACUGAAACUGGGAGCAGAGAAUUUCGGUAAUAAUAUUUUAAAUUAUAUUUAAGUCUUCUAUAAUUGUUUUAAUAAACAAAACUUUUAUGUAAGCUGAAAUGUAAAAUAAUAUGUUAGUCAGUUACAAAAAAAAAUUUCUUUAAUUUAUUAUUGAAAUAGCUUUUUUUUUCGUUUCAGUUUUUUGGGGAGGCCGUGAGGGUUUUCAUUCCCUGUUAAACACAAAUAUCAGAGCAGAGCUGGAUCACAUGGCCACAUUCUUCAAACUGGCAAUAUGUAAACAAUUUAAAAAAUGGCUGUUUAAAUAAACUGGUCUAACCUAUCAAAAAAGCUUAUAAAAUGAUGAAAGAGUAUGAUAAUUUGUCAGCAGAAAAUUUUAAGUGUGGCAAACAAUGUGUACAAGAAUCUUAAAUUAAUUAAUUAGGGAAAAUUUAAUUAUAUUUAAUUUAGAAUUCUUAGCUAAUGACUAUUUCUGGGUUACCACAAAAUAGGGAACUCUUUUAUUAUAAUUUAGUUAGUAGGCUUAGACUACACAACCACAGAAACUUUUAGUCACUGACAUUAAAAGUAGUUAACACAUUUAAAUAAAGAAAAUUACAUUAUAAAAUAGCUUUUACUUUAUAUACAUUGUUAAACAAAUAAGCACUUGGAAUCAGUGAUAUAUCAUCAACACCAGGAACAGAAACAUUGCAAAUUCCCUCUACAUGCAUAGGAGCCAAAAUGAUCAAUAAAUUAAUCGUGUGCCCUUAAUAUAUAUUGAAGAAGAAGAAACAAUGAUUUAUGAGCAUAAUAAUGAAAUAAUUCAACAAUGAUAUUUAACAAUUUUCUAAAAAAUUAUUUUCAUUAAAUUAGAAUUAGGCCCCACCACUGAAAAAGCUCUCUAAACAUUUUCAUAUUUUACAACUUCAACCAUUUUUUUAAACCAGCUUACAAGAAAAAAAUUGGCUUCAAAGGUGUUUUCUUGAUUGAGCCUAAACCUAAGGAGCCAAGCAAGCAUCAAUAUGAUUAUGGUAAAUGUUUUUAUAAAUAAUGCAAUAGUAAGAUCUAGCGCAUCUCAGUUAUUUUAUUUUUUGAAUUCCACUUUGUCUUCAGAUAUUUUAAAUGGAAAUAAAGAAAGUUCAUAUAAAUUUAAUAUAUAAGUUGUUCAGUUCUAUUUUCUCUCAUUACAUGUAUUUUUGUGUCUUUGAACAGAUGCUAUGACAGUUAUUGCUUUCCUAAGAACAUAUGGGCUGGAGAAAGAGAUCAAGGUGAACUAUUUUAACUCCAUUUAUUGAUAAUGUUUAUAUUAUAAUUAUCUGAAGGCUGCAGAUAAAUUUUCCAUGAAAGCUGAUGGAUAGAUUUAUAAAAUUAAACAUGUGCUUAAAUUUAAAAAAAAAAAAAAUUAAACAAAAAACAUUUCAGCAAUCUCCAUAAAUGGUUCCUUGUCUCUGUUUAAGAGUAUUAUUUUUUAAGCAAAAUUCAAUCAUAAUAAUUUUUAAUAGUUGAAAAUUGAAAAAUAGGAUGCUCUUUUAUAAAUUUCAACAUAGGCCCUAAUUAUCUGGAGUCGAAGAAUCAUUUUGAAUAGGGCCAGAUUUAUACCUUCAGAGCCCCUAGGCAUUCAAAAUUUGUACCCCUCAUCCCCCCAAAUUACCCAUAUCCAUAGCUUUGAGUUUAAGUGAACCUGUUUAAUAUCAUCACUGCCAAAUGAAAAAGUAUUUUUGUUGUACAAUUUUAUACCAUGACCCAAUCAGCUGAGAUUGUCCUUUUUAAAAAUUCUAUUGGGUUUUUCCCUUACAUUUUUUUUCUCCUAUGUCUGAUUUGCACAUCACUACUAUAAAUUUUGUCACUACAUUCAAGAUCAAAUCAAGUCCCCCCAAAAAUAAAUUCCUUUUUGCAGGUCCCUAAAGGGCACUAGGCUAGUAAGCUCAUGGCUACUUUGUCUAUAGGCUAUAAGGCACUGAUUUUGAAUAUUAUGAAUGUCAUUUAUUUUCAGCUGAAUAUUGAACCAAAUCAUACAACUCUGGCAGGUCAUGCAUAUGAACAUGAUAUUGUCUUUGCUUCUGCGUAAGUUUUUACUCACUAUAUUAGACAAUAAAUGUAUCUGAUUUUUUACCAAAGAGAUUUCUGAUAAACAUUACACAUUGAUAUCAUUUUUCUUUUAAAUAUAAUAAUAAAUUUCAUUUUAAAGCAUAGUAGUGAUACAGAAUAUAUAUUUGUUUUUUCAAAUGAAAUGUGUAAAUGAAUAUUAACAAUUAUUUUAGUUAUAAUAUGCUGGGUUCGGUGGACUCUAACACUGGGUCACCUGACUUAGGCUGGGAUACUGACCAGUUUCCCAUGGAUGUCAAGAAUGCAACAAUGGUUCUGCAGGUACAAUACUUGUGAGCAAUUUGUAUAUCUAAUAAUUACACUUUUCAAAGAAAUGGUCUUCUGAUUCUUUCUAAAGGAGGGAUGGGUUCGCAACCUUUUGGUAAUAUUGUGCCAAAGCAGGAUUCCUACUUUAUUCAGCGUUCCAACUUGCUAUUAGCCUACCUUAUAAGAGCCAUUUUUAUCAAUAUAUUUUUGUGUGGUAUUUUACGUGGCAUUGAAAAUUUCCCAGCAAGCUAAGUCUGGCAUUUGUGCCCUAGGUUGGGUACCCCUGCUCCUGCUAUAGGGAACUAUGUAAAGCUAAAAAUAAAUAAAUAUUUUAUUGAGGUAUAACUGAAGAUAAUUUUUGAAUGAAAACCCAGGAUAUUAAAGCUCAUGAGUAAUGACACGACCUUCGAAAUACACAAUAACUACAAGACCUGACGUUUACAUAAUUAAAAUGGAUCACUUGCAGCAAUUAUUAUUUAAUGUUACAUGACAACACUUAUGUAAUUAAACCUUUUAAUACUGUUAGAACCUAAUCUUCUAUUUUCUUGUCUAUCUCAUGAUCUGCAAAGCUCAAAUUGUUUUUUUGCAUUAAUGGGAAUUAUUUUUUGUACAGUAUAUUUCUAUCCAAUUAUUAAUUUCAGGUGAUACUUAGACAAGGUGGUUUACAGCCUGGUGGUCUAAAUUUUGAUUGUAAAGUGAGACGUGAAUCAACAGAUCUAAAAGACAUGUUCAUAGCUCAUAUUGGUAAGAUAUUUAAAAUGCAAUAAUUUUUUUUAAAUGAAUUAUUGGGGUUUUUGUAACUAAUGUUUCCUACAGCAUUGUUAAUUAAAACGAAAAAUCUGGUAUCAUGAUAUAUGGGAUUAAUGCAUUAUAUGGGACAGACUAACAAUUCAUUUCUUUUACUCUCACACCGAUUCAGUGUGCUGAACGUUUGAAUUUAAUAUGCUGAGUACCGAAACAUUGGGAACCACAAACUAAUGAUACAUUAUAAUAAUAAUAAUAAUAAAGUUCAUUUCAAAAACACGCUUCAUCCCCAAAGGCUCGAAGCGCGGUACAAAGUAAAAAAAAAAACAAAUCUAUAGUUUACCACAUUUAAAACAAACGCAACACGACAAAAACUAAGUACAAGCAUACAAUGGCAAAGUCUUUCUAGCCAUUUCAACCAUAAGCAACACAGCCAUUAUGCAUUAACUGGAAAAUAAUGUUGACAAUCAUCCCAGAAGGUGUUUGCGAAAUAGAUGUGUCUUUAAAUCGGUUUUAAAGGACUCCAGUGUCUGGUUGUUUCUGAGAUCGACAGGAAAGGCGUUCCAAAUUAGUGGACCAGCAAAUGCGAAAGUGCGCUUUCCGUAAGUCUCAAGGCAAACACGUGGUGUCAAGAGUUUGCCACUAUCGGAUGAGCGGAGCUCUCUAGUGGGUACAUAAGGCGUCAGCAGCUCUUUCAGAUAGGAUGGCGCCAGGUCAUGUAAGCAGCCUUGUAAAAGGCCAGCAUUGCUUUGUGUAUCUAUGUUUUCUUUGUUACUAGGUGCCAUGGACACAUUUGCCAGAGGCCUGAAAGCUGCAGCAAAAAUCUUGGAUGAUGGUGUCAUUAGCCAGGCAGUACAGGUACAUUUAAUAUAUACUAUUUACAUUAAUAAUGAUGGGCUGUCAGAUCCUUAAGUUAAACCUAGCCAAUAAAUAUUAGUUUCAGAAAUUUAAAAAAACGCCCAAUUAUUCAUUUACCCUAAAAAUAAAAUUGUGUCAAGGGAAUUCCUUAAAAAUUUUUCUUCAAGUGCAUAGAAAAAUGUGAUUUCCCAUCCUGUAGGUCACUAUUAUUUCAUUUUCUAUUAGGAACGAUACAGUAGCUACAAAACUGGCAUUGGGGCUAAAAUUGAGGAAGGAACAACAAGUCUUGAGGAAUUAGAGGUCAAGUUUAAAAAAAAAUUAAAACUAAUGUAAUAACAUGAUGGACUGGUUUUUUAUUUUACCAUAUUUCAAAUAUUUGUACUCGGUAGCAACAAUAGGAUAAAAUGACAUCACUGCCUCACACAUUUUCAUCUUCUCUAUAUAUUCAUAUAUCAAGACAACAAACUCUAAAGAUGGCAUGUGCUUACUCUAAAUCUCUAACAGAGUUGAUUUGUGUCUUUAAUCUAUUUCAGCUAUUGGCUCAAUGAAUAGUUGAAAAAUAUUUUGUUAGAAAAUUGCUUUUUAUUAAAAUAAUAAUAAUAAUAAAUAAAAUUCUUUUUGUAAAUAUUAAUACCGUUAUUUAAAAUUUCAAUUCCAUGUCAUAAAUCAUUCAUUUAUUUAAUUUGAUUUUUUCCCACAUCCAGGAAUUUAUCCUACAAAAUGGCGAUCCUGCUCGCAUAUCUGGCCAGCAAGAGCACUUUGAGAAUAUGCUCAACUUUUAUGUUUAAACUGGUUGCAAACACAUUUUAAAGGAUUUUUAAAAAUAUAAAUGAGACAAUUAACUUUAAAUAUAGCUUUGGUUGUGAUAAGCAAACUAAAAAAUGUUUCACAUGUGCUAUCUUGUUAAUAAGAACCCAUGUGAUGUAUUAUUUUUUUAAUCAAAUAUAAUUAAUAUAUUCCCUACCUCAUGUCGUACCUAAACAAGAUGUUUAAAAUAUAAAUUUAUGUCCAUAGGUCUGUAAUAAUAGUAACUAAAUCCAAGAUUUAGACUUAUAUAAGUUUAAUUUAAAAAGCCGAACAUUUAUGUGAAAAAAUGUAUUUCAAUGUAAGAUUUGUUAUAAAUUAUUUAUAAAUAAAUAUAAAUUUACCUAUCAGAUUUACUAUUGUAAAGUUUGUAAAACAUUGAAAUAAGCUGUUAUGAUACAAUCUCAUUGAUUCAUCAGAAUAGAGCUUUUAAUUAGUUAUUAUUGGUACAAUACGAUUAAUAACUGAAUACUCAAUAUUGUAAUUAAAACAGUAGUUGUUUAAUAAAGUGGAAAUGCCAGUGUUUCUUGUAAGGCUAGCAAAUA
This is a messenger RNA of Lymnaea stagnalis (great pond snail), 6647 nucleotides long. NCBI's taxonomy places the organism in Eukaryota, Metazoa, Mollusca, Gastropoda, Lymnaeidae. The record is from the annotation of a GenBank genome assembly.